ACCUAUUUUAGCAUCAAAGUUUUGUAUUCCUUCUGUAAAAAAAAAAAAAAAGGUAAACUCACGUUUGAGUGUGAUCCACUGUCUUAAAAUAAGUGAUCAAGUCAGGAGAACAAUACAUAAGAAAUUAAACAGCUUUUUUUCAUGGGACUUACCUUUUGAUUACAGUUUUGUUUUUGAUCUUGUGUCAUCCAGCUCUGAUGUUCAGUUCCUUGUACUGCAUGCCCUGUUCUGUUUAGCCUGCAUAAUAUACUGGAACAGGAAGCUCUGGUUAGUACCUAACCAUUCAACUGAAAUGUUCACAUCUACUGAAUAAAGAACAACGGAGGCUGCAAUAAUGGAUUAUCUGUUGCUGGUUAUGAUUCUUUUCAGGUUACACAAAGGUGCAACAUUGAUAGCAGACACAACUGUAAAGAUGGAGCAAAACCUAACACUGAAAUGCGAGUGUCCUUGGUCAGGUAAUCUGAGCCAGAUUAACUGGGAAAGAAAGUCAGGCUCUAAAAAAGAACUGGUUGCUGUUUACCAUAAACAACAUGGCUUGAAAUUAUUCAACAAAUACGAAAGAAGAAUUGUGUUCCUCAAUUCAUCGUCAAUGGAUGGGAGCAUCACUAUCAUAAAUGCCUCAGCUGAAGAUCUAGGUCUUUAUCAAUGCUCCAUACAAACAUUUCCAAAAGGAUCAUGGACAAAACUUCUCCUGGUGGAGAAUUCAGAUGGAUUUGGUAACAGAAAGCCUGAUUCUGAGGAGAUAGUACAGAAAGGUCAUCAUUUCAUGCUAAGAUGCCACUAUGUUCUGAAUGGAACUGUUUACCACGUGACCUUUGAAAGGAUUAGAGAGAAACAUAAAGACACUAUAGCUUUCUGCAGUUUCUCUGAUGGAAAAAUCAUUGGAUCCGAUUAUAAAGAGCGGACACUGGUAAACUGCAGCAGAGCACGAAGUAUCAACCUGCUGUUGAUGAAUAUAACUUUAAACGAUGAAGGGCUUUACCAGUGUCACUUCAGCACUGACCAGGGAAAUCACACGACAACUAUAUCUUUGAGUGUGAGAAAAGAAAUAAAUGAGUUUAUGAAAAUAAUACUCAUCUAUGUUGGAGCUGGAGCUGGUGGGCUGGUUGUUUUAGCAGUGAUCAUCAUCGCUACAGUGGUGGUGUGUCAGAAAAGGAGACGAAGGAAAAGAAUGAGAAAUAGAGCCAAGCUAGAUGUUCCAAAAAGACGGCACAUAAACAACUACGAACAUGCAGCUGUCUAUGACAGAAUGACAAAACCCCCAAGAUGUCAAAACAAAGAGGACGUUUAUGUAAAUUUUCAGAAACCUCCACGUCGGACAAAGAAGAAAACAUGAGUUUGCUGACUGUGUGACUUUUUACCCACAGUGUAUAAAACACACCCAUCAUGCCUCUUUGCGAUUUGAACUGACUAGUGGAUUGCUUUCAUUCGUAAGAGGUUUUGUAUGUUUAUUUGUAGACAAAACAUUCCCCAAACCAUAUUAAGAGAAAGCAAGAAAUCUGCUAACCUGGCAUAAGUCAGCAGGAUGUAGUAAAACAACAAUACAGUACUUAAGAAAACACAUGUUAAACAGCAUUUGAGAUGAUUAGUCUGUAUUUACCCUUGUACAUUUUACCAGUUCACCAUUGUACAUUUCCACACUAAUUCUGCAGUUUCCCCAUGCUUUUCCAAUGGUUACACUAUCCAUUUAUCAUAGUCUACUAUAGUUUGCCUUGUUUCUUAAUAUGUUAUACCAUACCUGUCUGGGCUUUACAAUUUUUACCUAAGCUUUCUUUCUUAUACUUUUCUAUUUUAAUAUUAGAAACUUUUAUAAUGGAAAGAUGAAAACAAAUCCACUUGUAGAUUUCAGUUUUUAUUUACUGUUGCUUGGACAAGAUAAAAGGGGUAUCCAGUGUGGUCCAGUCAAUGGGCAUCCAACUCUGAGACAAAGUCUUAAAGAUAGUGUUCUACUGAUAUGUAUAACUCACUUAUACUGAGAAUAUCUGUAAAUUGUUACAACAUUGGAUCACACAUAUAUUUUGUAUCUUGAAUAUUAAUAAUAUAAAUGAUAUCUUUAUUUUUUAUAUAGCACCUUUCAUAGUGGACCACCGUCAC
This is a messenger RNA of Polyodon spathula (Mississippi paddlefish), 2094 nucleotides long. Its product is annotated as CD226 antigen-like. The record is from RefSeq and is a predicted model, not a curated record. Gene Ontology annotation, biological process: positive regulation of T cell receptor signaling pathway; cytokine production; positive regulation of natural killer cell cytokine production. Gene Ontology annotation, cellular component: external side of plasma membrane. The transcript is spliced from 6 exons. Bases 335 to 1336 code for a protein of 333 amino acids. Lineage: Eukaryota; Metazoa; Chordata; Actinopteri; Acipenseriformes; Polyodontidae.